Molecule: messenger RNA, 1884 nt
Organism: Penicillium olsonii
Lineage: Eukaryota; Fungi; Ascomycota; Eurotiomycetes; Eurotiales; Aspergillaceae
Source: the annotation of a GenBank genome assembly
AUGGCGGACUCUGGAGAAGUCGCACCCCCUCCCGCGACCAAGCGGCCUCACUCUGAGGUCGAAGCCGAGAACAGCGACGACGACUCUGACGAUGACUUCGGUCCUGCGCUCCCGUCUGAGGUUGCGCCUCAAAAGAAACGGCGCAAGCUUCCGUUUGAGAAGGUCUUCGUCAAUGCGCUCCCGCUUUCCGCGAAAUACUCCAAGUCACUCAUGCACAAGGAUCAAUUGUCCUUUGUGACCGUCGCGCCCUUCACGGAUUUCGUUAUUACUAGCUCCGUCGAUGGAUUUGUCAAGUUCUGGAAGAAGAUGGCAGAGGGAAUCGAGUUCGUGAAGGAGUUCCGUGCCCACCCAGGCGAGAUCCGGAGUGCCACUGUCAGCGCCGAUGGUCGCAGUUUCGCGACAGCAGGAGCAGACAAGACAGUGAAGAUUUUCGAUGUCAUCACAUUUGAUCUCUUGUCGAUGUAUACCUUGGAAUUCGUUCCUCGAUGCGUGUGCUGGGUCCAUCCGCGCGGCGCAUCACUUCCACUUCUCAGCGUGACAGACGAGUCCAGCAACACGAUCCAGGUAUUUGAUGGGCGUGGCGAGAAUCCCCAACCAUUGCAUACUUUGAAAUCAAUCCACCGCAGCCCCGUGGUGUCACUUGCAUUCAACAGCGUAUUCGAUUGCGUUGUGUCGGCAGAUGAGACAGGAAUGAUUGAAUACUGGAGAGCUGGAGAUGGAUCCUUUGAGAAACCCGAUAAUGUCUUCGAGUUGAAAUCCUCGACCAACCUUUUCGCUUUCAAGAAAGCCAAGUCAGUACCAACGGCGAUCACCAUCUCCCCCUCCGGGGAGCAUUUCGCUACAGUCUCCUUCCCAGACCGGCAGGUCCGCGUCUUCGAUUUCGCCUCAGGAAAGCUCUACCGCACAUACGACGAGUCGAUAACCACCAUUACAGAGAUGCAGCAGGCUGGAACAGCGCCUUACGCACUCGACGAGGUAGAAUUUGGACGGCGUCUGGGUGUGGAGCGGGAAAUCGAGGGCGAUGCCACCCGCAAUAAGGUGAAUGUCUCCUUUGAUGAAUCAGGCCACUUCAUCCUCUACGGCUCUCUCUAUGGCGUCAAGUGCAUCAACACCUACACCAAUCGCGUCGUCCGCGUCUAUGGCCGCGACGACCCAUUCCGUGCGCUCAAUCUCGCACUCUACCAGGGUCAACCGCAGCGCAAGGGCGUUGUCACCGUCUCCAUGGCAGCUAGUAGCAACCCUCUGCUCCAGGAAGCGGAGGAACGCGACCCCAUCCUUUUCACCACCGGUUUCGCCAAAGUUCGUUUCUACAUGUUCAACAACGAGACGGACAUUUCCAAAUCGACUCGCGACGUCCAGAACGAGAAGCCCACCGAGUCAACAUCCAACACAGGGGCUGCCCCCACUAAGGCGGCCGAGACAGGCACUGCGGCGGUUCUCCACACCACGUACGGUGAUAUCCACUUGCGUCUGUAUCCGUCCGCUGCGCCGCGUGCUGUGGAGAACUUCGUCACGCACUCCCGCCAGGGCUACUACAACAACACGAUCUUCCACCGUGUGAUCCGUAAAUUCAUGAUCCAGGGUGGUGACCCGCAAGGCGAUGGAACCGGCGGCGAGUCCAUCUGGGGUGGGGAGUUCGCGGAUGAGUUCUCCGUGCUCAAGCAUGACCGUCCGUACACGCUGUCGAUGGCUAAUGCCGGACCCAACACCAACGGCAGUCAGUUCUUCAUCACUACGGAGAAAACGCCGUGGCUUGACAACAAGCACACUGUGUUUGGGCGUGCCGUGCAGGGAUUGGACAUUAUACACAAGAUCGAGAACUGCCGAACUCAUAAAGAGAAGCCCGAGGUCGAUAUCAAGAUCGUGAGUAUCAGCAUCUCCUGA